AUGCCCAACAAAGCUCAAGAGGAUGCCGUCAUCAACCUGAAGACACUGCAGGAGAUGUCCAGGCAGCUUGGCUUUGAGUGGACAGUUCUGGCGUAUGAGCUUGGCUUCAACAGAACCGAGGUCGGGCGCUUCCACACCAAAUCUGCGGAGAGGAGCGUCCAGGCUCGGACCAUGUUGGAAAGCUGGUAUGAGAAGUCAUGGGACAAGCCCAAUAAGACCAAGCUGCUGCAGGACGGGCUGGAGCGGGCGGGCAGACGGGACCUGGCUGAGAGGCUGCGCUGCCUCCACUGGGGCCACCAGAAGCUGAGCAAGAGGGUCGAGUUGCCCUCGGCCUUCCCCUUCCUCAUCACAGUCCACAAGACCAUCCACAACCAGGACGGACUGCGCAGGAUCAAUGACCUCAACCGCAGAUUCACUUAA
This is a messenger RNA of Cyclopterus lumpus (lumpfish), 420 nucleotides long. RefSeq lists its product as uncharacterized. The coding region runs from base 1 to 420 and encodes 139 amino acids. Gene Ontology annotation, molecular function: protein binding. The record is from RefSeq and is a predicted model, not a curated record. NCBI's taxonomy places the organism in Eukaryota, Metazoa, Chordata, Actinopteri, Perciformes, Cyclopteridae. The transcript has 3 exons. Gene Ontology annotation, biological process: signal transduction.